ACAUCAAUCAUCACUCUCUCUUCCUUUUCGAUUUUUUCUUUUCAAAGCCAAAGCAAUCCCUCACUACUCCCUCCUGUUCCUUGCCGCACGCCCCAGCGCCCGCAACCUUACCGACCACCGCUCGGCUCGCCUCUGUAUCGCCGCCGCAGCCUCGCUUAGGCGUCUCUGCGAUCUGUUCCGCCACCCCGUCGCACGCUGCACGCCGGUGGAAUCCCCAACGCAAGAAGCCUCAGCGCUGUUGACAUGGCUGAGAAGGACGAGGGAAAGCUGACUAAUCCGACCGAUAAAAGCCGAAUCGGAGCGGACGAACUCGGUUCCUAAUGUUCGCUUCGUUGCGGUCCAACCGAACCGACUGGGAACUGAAAUUGUGUACUUGGUGGUCUCAAGACUUGCAUGUCCCUGAGCAUAAAUCAUUGUCUUCGAUCGCCUCUCCUCUCGUAUGGCUACCAUCGGCGAGAGCUCUUCGUCUGUUCCCAAACUCGCUGACGGAAAGCCAGUGUUGGUUAGGGUUAAGCGCAAAGCUUCCCAAUCUCGACUCGAUGCACUAUGGCUGGAGAUCAAUGAGAGGCCACUCAAGCGACCUCUGCUGGAUUUUGAGAACUUAUCUAUCUCAGAAACAUUCCAGAAUGAGGAACUUAAGACUAAGAAGAUAUUUGUACAGCACGUGGAGACAUUGAAAAGCUCUGAGGCCACUGUUGACAUUGUACAGUCCUUUGUGGCACCUGAUGCUGCUGGCACCGUUGAGAAUAGCGUAAAGAAUGAGGAGCGUAGAAGAAAUUUUAAGAGAGAGAUUCCAAGACAAGAUCAGCUGUUGAGUAAAGCUAGACAAGAACAAGAGGUUUUAGCAAAAAAUGCUCGAUUUGAGCAGAUAUGGAGAAGUAGGAAAGGGGUUAAAGAUGCAAAAGAUGACCAAUUACAUGACAUGUAUCAUAUCUAUGAUAUUGUUCGUCUUGAUACAAACAAAAUAUCAAGUGAAGUACCGGAGCAGGAGUAUAUGUCCCUGGAGGAUCAGAGUAUGUUAUCGAGUUACCUGCCUUUACUAAGGGAGUUUAUCCCAAGUGCUGCUGCAGAAAUUGAGUCAGAUAUACAUGCAAACAUGAUGAAACAAGAUGUGCCUGUAGAUGAUUAUGUAUAUGACUACUACACUGUGAAGAGUGACAUGGAGAUUGCUGAAGACGAUGCCUCUAAUCCAUUUCCUUUGAUACAAGUUGAUGAUUUGGAUCUAUAUGAUGGGCCUGAUGACUCAGAUUACGAAAGCGAUGAUUCAAAUGCUGAAAACAAUCCACACUUUGAUUACCCUGAUGAGGUAUCGGAAGAAGACGACGAGUUGGGGAGUGAAUCUUCAAAUGGUGAAUCAAAAGAUAAUGAUGAUGACAGCGAGAAGAAGCAGUCGUCGGAAGCUAAUGACUCAGAAGAGGAUGACCUGUCAGUGGACAGAGCCCAAUUAUACGAGGAUGAAAUAUAUGGUGAUUUUGAUGAUGAUGAUGCUAAUAGUUUCGAUUGUGACAGUAAUGGUGGUCAUGAUGAGGGUGAGGAUUCGAGAUGGUCCUAUCGUUGAAUUGAAUGUUUGUUCCACCGCAUUCCCUAUCAGCUCAGCUAGUACUAUUUUUUCCAGUGAGAUGAGAUGCUUACUUGUGAGGAAGGCGUUUGUAGGUAGUAAUGAUAGGGAUUUGCCAUUUGAGAAGUUUGCUAUCUGAUCUUCAUGAGUAGAUAUUGAAAGCCAGCCUAUGAGGUCAUGGUUAUAUAAAAUGGAAUGAGUUCCAUUCUGAUGACCUCUGGAAGGGUGAUUUAAAGAACUUCUCAGAAUUCCUAAGGGGUGGUUGUUUAUGCAAUUUUGAUUCUAUUUCUAGAUAUCUGUUUGGCAAA
This is a messenger RNA of Momordica charantia (bitter melon), 1866 nucleotides long. It is a transcript of the gene RDM4, whose product is annotated as RNA-directed DNA methylation 4. Lineage: Eukaryota; Viridiplantae; Streptophyta; Magnoliopsida; Cucurbitales; Cucurbitaceae. The record is from RefSeq and is a predicted model, not a curated record.